Lycium barbarum (goji berry) is the source of this 930-nucleotide messenger RNA. Its product is annotated as RING-H2 finger protein ATL78-like. NCBI's taxonomy places the organism in Eukaryota, Viridiplantae, Streptophyta, Magnoliopsida, Solanales, Solanaceae. Gene Ontology annotation, molecular function: transferase activity. Bases 47 to 754 code for a protein of 235 amino acids. The transcript has a single exon. Gene Ontology annotation, biological process: protein ubiquitination. The record is from RefSeq and is a predicted model, not a curated record.
UAGAGAAAAGAAAGGCGCAAAACACGCACACUCAACCAAAAGCUCUAUGGAAACUACAUCCACCCAAUUCAUUCAAGAAUUCAUGGAGAAUUUCCGCUACUCAAGAAGACUACUUGUAGCUGCCCCUCCACAAUACCACCCUGAUCAGCCCACCAUGGCUCCAUCAACCGCCCCUCGAAUCAGCCACGACUCAACAGAUGUACUACUAGUGAACAACAUCCCGAUUGAUACAAGAGUUAUAAUAGUCUUGUCAGUAAUUUUUUGUGGCUUGAUUUGUACGCUUUUCUUGAACUCCAUCGUAAAGUUUGCAUUUAGGUGCUCCAGCCUAUUGUUGGCUGACCCAUCAUCAAAUCAUCGAAACCCUUCUAGAUUAAAGCUAGCAAAUACCGGGAUCAAGAAGAAAACCCUAGGGACGUUCCCAGUUAUAACCUACACGAAUGAGUUGGAACAUUCAGGAUUUGACUCUGAGUGUGUCAUUUGCUUAUCAGAAUUUGGAAUUGGAGAGAAAGUUAAGGUUUUGCCUAAGUGCAACCAUUGCUUCCACGUCCAAUGUAUCGAUAAAUGGCUUAAUUCCCACUCUUCUUGCCCUACUUGUAGGCACUGCCUCAUUGAUACUUGCCAAAAAAUUGUCAAAGACAAUUCUAUUAGUACAAUUGCAAUUGUCAACCCUGAUCAGAUGGCUAGUGAUACUUCAUCAUCAGCACCAGUUCAAGAAGUCAUAGUAAGGAUUGAAGGUGUAGUAUCAAGCAAUUAAAACUACGUAUAUAGAUUAGGAGUAGCUAGUUUAACUUUAGUUGGUAGCUAUAUGUAUACACUCUCAUUUAAAAGCUUAAUUAAGUUAGCUAGCUAAGUUAUGGCCAAUGCAAGUAUAACUUUGUAAUUAUUCAUGCAUUUAGUGAUAGAUCGGUGAAUUUUUGUAAUGGAGGAAAG